This is a messenger RNA of Dimorphilus gyrociliatus, 2961 nucleotides long. NCBI's taxonomy places the organism in Eukaryota, Metazoa, Annelida, Polychaeta, Dinophilidae. The record is from the annotation of a GenBank genome assembly.
AUAUUAUUCCGCCAAUUUAACGGAACAUUUUUCUACCCUAAAAUUGCGUAUCAACACCAGCAAGUACGUCGAAAAAGCGGCUAAGUCGGUAAGCGUAUAAUUAUUAUAUUGUGUAGUAAUGAUGGGAGAUCUGCAACGUAAAUACUAAUGCGAGCAAUCCGUUCUCGGGAAACUUAUUUGAUGGAAUCGGCUUUCGUUACGUCUCCAUGUUGAUCUUCCUUUUUCGACCAGAUGAAGGAUUUUGUAGAAAUCGACAGUUUCGAUGUAAAGGUGAAAUUUUAUGAUCGCGAUAUACAAAGUCGCGGGAAAAAAGAAGAUGGAAAGAUUCGAUUAUGUGCUGUUUCCUGCGAUAGUUUUGCCUUCUUUAUCGAAAAGAAGGAAUCAGGACAUAUGGAAAUCGUUUUGUUGGAUGGAAAAGAUAAAUGGAAACUUAAAUACAUAAAGACAACAAGAUCUUUAGAAUUAUUGAAACAACCAAAAAAAAUUCAUGUACAAUUGCCAGUAACAUUCAAAGUUGGUGCAUUUGAUAGGAUGUGUCAAACGGCGGAGAAAUUGUUGGAAAAAAUGUCUUGGAAACACAUUGAGUACUUAAAACAAAGUUCUUCUGAAAUUGAAGGAUUGCCAAAGUCUUUUAAACUUAGCGAUUGCAAUAAAGAAAAUAUUGGAUUAAACAAGAGAGUCUUGAAUGAUUCGAAAUCUGGAUCUGAUGUAGAGUCAAGCAUUUUAGACGAACCAAAGAGAUUGAAAAGAGAAACUACUCCUGAAAAAAUUCUGUCUAAUUCCUCAUCAGAUAGACAACAACAGAAAACUCCUAAUCAAAGUGAAAUAUCACCUCGAAAUUUUUAUUCCAAUAUAACUGUUAGCUCUGUAAAAUGUACACCCCCAAGAAGUAUUUCUACGUCAUGUCGAAUAUCGAGGAAACCAGCUAUUCUUACAAAUGGUCUGCGGAACUCUUGUCCUCAAACUUCGAAACCUUCAACGUCUUCCGUACUCUCAGCGCCAAUCAGCCAUGCAACUGUUAAAGAGAUAAAUAACUGUGGAAGUGUUAAUUUCGAUAACAGUGAGGAAAUAACGGGGUUGCGUAAUAUUGGAAAUUCGUGUUACAUGAAUGUAAUUCUUCAAAGCCUUUUUAAUGUUGAAUGUUUUCGGAAUGAAUUUUUAGCCAACUAUGAUCAAUUUCUUAAAGACAAAGAUGUUAAACAAGGCUGCUUGCUUCUCUCAGUAUGCCAUCUCUUUAGCGUCAUGAAGCUAAGGAGAGUAGAGAGGCGUCAUUUAGAAUCUGUGAAAGAGGCUUUUGUUAAGAAAGCGGAAACAUUUGCUGGAACUCAACAGCAUGAUGCUCAGGAAUUUUUAACAUUUUUCUUAGAUAUUUUAAGAGAAGAAUUAUUGGCUAUCAACAAGGAAAAAUCUUUUGAACAAUAUAAAAAUUCAGUCCUAAUCAACUUUGAAACAGUUACAACCGAAAACAUAAGAUGCAAUAAAUGUGGAAAUCUAGUAACUAAACAGGAAUCAAAUAUGCAGAUGAGUCUCCUCAUGCCUGAUAGACCUAGCCUCGUUUCAGCUCUAAAACAAUUUAUGAGCGAGGAAGAAGUUGAGUAUACUUGCGAGAAAUGCGAAAAUAAAAGUGGUGUUCUUUCUCAUAAAUUUUAUAGACUACCACGAGUCUUGAUUCUACAUUUGAAACGAUACAAUAAAUUGGAGAAGAAAGGAUCCGCUGUUAUGAUACCAAGGUACCUAAAUCUAUCAAAUUAUUGCGAUGAAACAACAAUUUCACCCUCUUUGUCUUCGGAUAUUUCUCCGAGUGAUAACUUUCUGAGAGAUGUCAUUGAGGAAUUCGAAAGGAACUUGGAAAAUAACAGAGAAACUGAAUUAAACAAUUUUCCUGAUUCUCCUGGUGGUGAUAUGAAUGGAACUAGAUUAAGAUUCAAAAAUCGUUUCCAGAGUACUAAAAAGAAACCUGCCGAUACCUUACUAUCGGAUUCUUCAAGUUAUUUUGCUAAAGAUGUGAAAAGGUUCAAGCCCAGUAAUGGAGAAGAGUUCUCAAAUGGUUUGAUGGAUAAUGUUAAUGCAAACAAGUAUGAUGAUGGUGAAGCUGAUUUAUUUGAUAGUCAAGACGUUGGUAAAAAAGGUCCUUAUAAAAAAUUAGAUUUUAGCUGCGAUGAGGACAGAAGGGACGAUUUAUUAGAUGAAAGCGUUAGGCACGAAAGAGCAUCUCCCAAUAGCUUUUUACAUGAUGGCCCUGUGUACAGCGGAACUUCUAUGAAUUCAACCGUGGAACCGACUUCAUCAUCGUCAGUGAAGUGUGGAUCUGAGGAAAAUCAAGAAAUUCCCAAUUUCCCGGUUAAUGAUAGACUUGGUACAUCUCCGAAUGGUCUUUUGGGAGGUAAUUCUGAAAAUAACUCGCUGGAAAGGAGAAAGGAAAUAUUUUCAUUACAACAAGAUGACAGUUCUACUAACUCUUGUGGAUUGCUAGGUGGUAGUCCUGCGGUUAAACAAUCUGAGGCAGAUGUACAAAGUCAGGCCACAAUCGAAGAAUGUGAACUAGACGAAAACGAUGAAGAGUUACAAAAAGCUAUUCAACAGAGUAAACUCCAGUUUGAAGAGGAAAGGAGAAGUAAAAUGCAGGAAGAGGAGGAACAACUACAGGAAGCUCUAGAAAAGAGCCUCUAUGAAGCUGAGGCUGAACGACAGAGAAAAUUAGAGCAACUAGAGAGCAUAACAGAUGAUGAAGAUUAUGAUGACGAAACACAACCUGGAUUUUCUUAUCGGCUCGUCUCCAUAAUUUCCCAUUCUGGUAGUGCGCAUGGUGGGCACUAUACUUGCAGUGUAUUACGAUCAUCGGACGGUAAAUGGUAUCGAUGUAACGAUAACGAAGUUACGAGUCUCUACAAUCAGGACGAAAAGUCACUGCUAAACGAGUGUCAAACUUACGGCUAUAUUUUCUUUUAUGUAAAUAAGUGA